Mercurialis annua (annual mercury) is the source of this 571-nucleotide messenger RNA. Its product is annotated as monothiol glutaredoxin-S2. Bases 83 to 388 code for a protein of 101 amino acids. Lineage: Eukaryota; Viridiplantae; Streptophyta; Magnoliopsida; Malpighiales; Euphorbiaceae. The transcript has a single exon. The record is from RefSeq and is a predicted model, not a curated record.
AACCGAUCACCAGUUACUUGCAGACCACACAACACCAAAAACAACAGAUUUCAAGUUAUUCUUUGCAGUAAUAUUUAUAACAAUGGAGAGAGUGACACAAUUGGCAGCAGAGAGACCAGUGGUGAUGUUCAGCAGAAGUACUUGCGGAAUGUGCCACGCCAUCAAGACAUUGCUGGUUGAUUUUGGGGUUAACCCGGCGGUGCAUGAGAUUGAUGAAAUGGUUCGAGGAAAGGAAAUAGAGCAAGCCCUAGCUAGACUUGGCUCGCCAACUUUGCCGGCGGUUUUCAUCGGCGGUCAGCUUGUUGGUGGUGCUAAUGAGAUUAUGAGUCUUCAUCUUAACCGGUCUUUAAAACCUAUGCUCAGACGAGCUGGAGCUUUAUGGGUAUGAAUUUGAACGGACUGAUCGGAUUCUGACCGGGCAUGAUGAUCAUAUAUAUAAUAUGCAGUAAAUUGUGUCGGAUCUAGAGAUUUUGAGUUGUGACGAGAAUCCUUUUUAUGUAAUCUACUUAAUUAUUACCUACUCUUUUUUGUUUUGUUAAUUUUUGCUUUAAUAAAAUUUGAGUUUGUGUUA